GGAGAGGUCUUCCGAACGGGAUCAGUCUCAGCCCGAAUUACUGAAGCGUGACAUCUUUCAAAGGCUGCAUCAUCGACUGUCAUGCAUCUUGGAGAGGCAACCUGUUGAUAUGGAAGGCCUGCAGUUUGCCUGUCACCAUUAUUUAGUUUUAUUAAGUGCUCUAGGGGACAUUGUUGAUGUAGACGAGGAUAUAUUUUCUACUCUUUCAGAUCUGAAUACUAUUAUCCAGCAGGAAAGAGACAAUCAGAGGACAAUUAUAACAGUACACUUUGAAAGUGGGUCUCGUGGACGUCCACGAUUGGUAGUGUCACCAGAGACUCUUGAACAUCUUGUGGAAUUGGGUCUGCCAACAAGUUUUAUUGCCAAACUCCUUGGUGUGUCCAGAGCAACCCUAUUUAGACGGAUGUCCGAAAAUAAUAUAUCUGUGUCUGCCACAUACAGUAAAUGCAGUGAUGAUGAGCUAGACGCCUUGGUCACGGCAAUUAAGAGCACCAUGCCAGACGCUGGGUACAGGGUAAUCCGAGGGGCUCUACUUGCACAGGGACACAGAGUGCAGUGGGAUCGACUGUAUGGAUCUAUGCAUCGUGUGGACAGUGGUGGUGUACUUGCCAGGAUGACGCGUCUGGGAUGUGUGGUUAGGAGGACGUACACCGUUCCUUUUCCAAAGUAUAUGGUGCACAUCGACACCAAUCAUAAGCUCAUCAGGUACAAUUUUGUCAUCUUUGGUGGAAUAGAUGGCUUUUCAAGAAAGAUCAUGUACCUGAAGGUAGCAGACAACAACCGGGCAGACACCCACUUGGCCUUCUUCAAUGAAGCUGUGAAUGAGCAUGGCUUUCCUCUGAGGGUGAGAGGAGAUCAUGGAGGAGAAAAUGUGGGCAUAGCAGAGUUAAUGUUCACAGUACGUGGAACCGACACAAACAGCUUCAUUGCAGGAAAAAGUGUACACAAUCAACGGAUUGAGCGUCUCUGGUGUGAUGUCUUCAUGAGUGUCACUGGCUUAUAUUACAAUAUCCUGCACUCCCUUGAGGACCAAGACUUGCUCAACAUCAGCAACAUCCUUCACUUAUUCUGCUGCCACUAUAUUUUCUUACCACGCAUUCAGGCCAGUUUGGAUGUCUUUAGUGACGCGUGGGACAGCCAUCCAAUCAGGACAGAGCACAACAUGACCCCAAAUCAGCUGUGGCAGUUGGGCUUGGCCCAGAACCCUGUUUCUGAUCCCCAGGUAAAUGCUUCAUUUAAUGUCACUAUACUGUACUACUGAUUUGUGUGCACUUUGACUAAAGUGAAUUGUAUCAAGAACUGUGUCAUGAAAUUACAAUGAAUUUUCAAAAAUGAACCGCAAAAUUAUGAGCUAUCAGAUGUACUAAUCUCACUACUUUGUUAGGGAUGACUAAUUAAAAAAAUAAAUUCAGUAAUGGAGAUCUGAUGUUUUGCCUGCCAGCAACAAUGUAAUCAUUAGGACACUGUGUCUACAUAAUCUUAAACAUAAAAACUGUAUGUAAAA
Messenger RNA from Oryzias latipes (Japanese medaka), 1504 nucleotides. RefSeq lists its product as uncharacterized. The record is from RefSeq and is a predicted model, not a curated record. NCBI's taxonomy places the organism in Eukaryota, Metazoa, Chordata, Actinopteri, Beloniformes, Adrianichthyidae.